CUUAAUCACCUGCAGCUGCAGCCAUAUCUUCAGUGGGUUCUGGACCCAGUCUCUUCCAAACGUGUCUGAGAAUGGACCACAACCUGCGACAAAUCGUGUCCUGGUGGCUCAUCAUCUUUUACUCACUUUCCACUGUAACAAAAGGUCGACUGGAUUACAGCCGGGGUUCUAGAGCAACAAACCCACAAGCUUUGGUCAGAGCAUACGGAGGAGUUCAGCCUCAGCUGUCGGCCAUGAAGCAGCAGCAAAGCGCGGAGCUCAGUGUUCGGCCUCGACCAGUCGUGGUAAAGUGCCUCCCGGAUUUUAUGGAGGUUGUGGUGCAGGCAGACAUGUUUGAUGCAGGCCUAAAGGUGGACGUUGCACAUCUUCAACUGGGCUCAAACUCUCUGAGCGAAGGGACUGAAUGCGGGGCGGUCCAGUCAGGAGAGGAGGAGUUCACCAUUCUGGCCCGGUUGACAGACUGUGGGACCAAACUCUAUUCAACAGAAGACAAGAUCAUCUAUUCCAAUGUUCUGAACUACUCACCUAAACCUUCAUUAGAUGGAUUGCUCAGACUGGAUGUAGCAGCUGUACCAGUUGAAUGUCAUUAUGACAGGAGGUACACUGUGGAUGGCCUUUCCUUGUAUCCCACCUGGGUUCCUUUUGUGUCCAUAGAUUCUGUAGAUGAUCAGACAGCCUUCAACCUGCAAAUCAUGACUGAUGAUUGGCAGUUCGAGAGAAGAUCUUACACAUUUUUUGUGGGUGAUCCGAUUAACUUUGAAGUAUCUAUUGUUAUGGGUCACCACAUGCCUCUUCGAAUUUAUGUUGACCACUGUGUUGCCACAGCAACUCCUGACACAGAAGCCCCUUUAAGAUACGACUUCAUUGAGAAUUAUGGAUGUCUUGUUGAUGCUUACCUGACAAACUCCAACUCUCUUUUCUUGCCAAGAGUUGAGGAGCACAAGCUGAGAUUCCAGCUAGUGGCCUUCAGGUUCCACCAGGAACCCAGUAACGAGAUUUACAUAACCUGCUCUGUGAAAGCUGUUCCUGUCACACUGGCUGUCAACUCUCAAAACCGGGCAUGCUCUUUAAUCGGAAACCGAUGGAAGUCAGUGGAUGGAAAUGACCAGGCAUGUAGAAGCUGUGAUGUCUCUUACUGUUUUGAGAAACCUCAAACCACAGUACCCCUCAAAACCAUUACCAGCACCAAAGCAAGACCCACCAUGACUACACCAGAAAGUUUAUUCCAGAGUAAAGCUGAACAUCAUCCAGCCAAUUACUUCCACUUCCAUCCAGGAAUGUACAAGAGGCAACAGAGAAACAUUGACUACAAACAGCACAUAAUUGCCAACCUUGGACCUCUUCUUGUCAUGUUGCCCAGAAAAUCAUCAGAUUCUCAAGAGGUGUAUCAACAAACGGCGAAGACCCUCUGAGACUGGGGAGACCUGACAGGAGUGUGAAUGAAAUGAUUUUUGGACAAAACCACAAAAUAUGCAAAUGCCAAUAUUGAUCCCAUCCCUCAAAUGACUUGUAAUAAAGUUCUCCCUUCGAA
Messenger RNA from Girardinichthys multiradiatus, 1531 nucleotides. RefSeq names its product zona pellucida sperm-binding protein 3-like. The coding region runs from base 72 to 1412 and encodes 446 amino acids. The transcript has 8 exons. Gene Ontology annotation, biological process: positive regulation of acrosome reaction; egg coat formation; binding of sperm to zona pellucida. Gene Ontology annotation, cellular component: extracellular matrix. Lineage: Eukaryota; Metazoa; Chordata; Actinopteri; Cyprinodontiformes; Goodeidae. The record is from RefSeq and is a predicted model, not a curated record. Gene Ontology annotation, molecular function: acrosin binding.